GUUCAAUCAAUGUUUGACUUUAUUCAAUGGGUUUGUUGGAUAUAGAGAGAGUACCAGAAAGAUGUAUUUGUCAAUGGGUGGAGCAAUUGGUGACACAUUUGAUAGUGAAGAUAAUAGUGAGUUGUUUAGCAGGCUAAAUCAACAAUUAACAGAAGCAAAUAUUGAUUCCAUGUCUAAUUCAACUAAAGAAAUAGCGUCAGAGUCCGAUCUUUCACUCAUACUAAACAAGCAGAUUGAGUUAUUGGAAUCAAAGGGAAUAUCUCCACCUGAACUACUUGAUAGGAUAUUUACAUCUUCAACAGUUGCCAAUCUUCCGUCCUAUUACUACAUCAACUAUCUCGAAUCAUUAAAGGUAUACGACUACAAUUCUUCAUUUGAAUCUUUGUACAGAUACUUUGAUUAUAUGGUAUCGAAUAAUUCCAAAUAUUUCUAUCAUUUUGCGUUAAUCUUGAAAGCCAAUUUGCAUCAAUACUAUAAUCAGCAUGAGUUAGCCGUGAAUUCAAUUCAAGAAGCUAUUUCUAUAGCUCGUGAGAAUAAAGAUAAUUCUACCUUGACAUAUAUUAUAUCCUGGCUAUUCAAUUAUAUUAAAGAUAAACCUGAACUAGUUGGAGACACGGCUAACCCCAAUCAAUUGCUCGAGUUUUUAAUCAAAAAAACUAAAUCUGUAUCAUUAUCGUUAUAUUCCUUAAGUUAUAAUUUCAAAACAUUUCAAGUAUUAAAUCAUGGAGGGGGUAUUCGCACGUAUUUGAAUGACUUGACCAAAGCAACUUAUAUUUCAAUCUAUGAUGAAUUUCAAAUCACGUCAUUUAUUAAAACCAUGGAAAUGGGGGUGAUUGUAUGGAAUAGAAUUGGAAACAAUAUCUUGAGUGAAGUAUAUAAUGAUAUUGCUAUUGAAUUUACAAAUAAUUCCAAUGAUUUGAUUAGUCUUAAGAUUCGAUUGAACUUCUUGAAAUUUUUGCAAGGCGAUAUUGAAUCUAGUUAUAAUGAAUUACAAGAGUUGAAGAAAAGCGUACAGCAUGAUUAUUCCUUAUUCAAUUCAAUUCAAAUUAGAAGUUUGAUUAUGUUGAUUAAAAUCAAUCUUUUUAAAGGGAAAUUCGUUCAAGCUAAGGAAAUCGUGGUAACAUUGUUGGAUAAUGAUUUACAAGAUAUUGAAUUGAUUCAUGAAUUUAUUCAAUUGCAAGUUGAAAUUGAAAUAUAUUUGGAAAAUUAUAGUCGCGCCUUGAAAUUAAUUGAAAAACAUCAACAUCGCCUGAACACUUACCUUAUGAUACGACUUAAACUACUCAAGUGUGCUAUAUUCAACAAAUCAAACAACCACAUCAAAUCAUUUUCAUUAAUUAUACAAACUAUCCAAUUAAGCCAUAAAUGUGGAUAUGCCAAUCUUUUAAUGGAAGCGUUAAUUAUAUUUAUAAACAUUUUGAAUCAUUUGGGCUAUUUUCAAGAUGUGCUUGACAUAUUUGAAAAUAUAAUGCCGGCACUAAUCAGUUUGAACAGUCAACAUUUAACAUCACAGGCUUAUUUUGGGUUGGCACAUGCAUAUUUCAACAAUUACAAGAAAACCCAACAAGAAGCAUUGUUUAAUAAUGUCUUGAAAUUCUUAAACAAGAGUAUUAAAGGAUUUAAUAGUUGUAAUGAUUUAAUUAAUGUGAGAUCUUGCUCCGAGUUUGAAAUAGAAAUAGCUAAAUAUAGCCAAGAUCAUGAGUUAUUGGUACAUGCCAGGGAAAACCUCGAUAGAAUCAACACUUUGAUAGGUUAAUAAUUGAUGCGUUCAGUGUGUAUUAGGUCUAGUUUACAUAUUAUACUAGUAGUUAAAUACUAAAAGGGAUAAUGCUCUAAUGUGGAGAUCUACUUCUUCUUUCUAUCAUCCAAAUCCAUUCUGGCUAAAAUUAAGGAAGCAGCCUUCAAUUGGAUGACAUUAGCCACUUGUUUAAACAACCAGAUUGGGCAACAGAUCCAAACCAUUAAAGUCCCUAACCAGAAAAAGUUAUAGUAAUGUAAAUAAACCGCAACAUAGAACAAUUCAUUGACAAGACAAACAAUAAACAACACGGUUCUGUUGGUAUAAUAUAAAUUUAACAAUUUACUUUGUUUGGAAUCGACAUUUUUGUGGGAUGUGGAGCCCGCACUUAACAUGGCAUACAUGUGCAUGUAAUGAGAACUCAAAUCUAAACUAACCAAUAAUUGCCAUAUGAUAAUGAAGCUUGGAUAUAAUUGACUCAAAUAUAUGAUCAACGAACUGGUAGCACAUCUGUCAGUAACCAUAUCCAACACUGCCCCGAAUCUUGUACCUUGGUUGUAUUUUCUAGCUGCGUAUCCAUCCAAUGCAUCAAGAAGUCCGGAGAUCCCGUAAAAAAUGGACGUAAUUAUAGGUUCAUGAUAAUACAUGGAUAUAAAGGAAAGGAUGGCAAAGAGUAUUCUCGAGUACCCGAUUAGAUUAGGGAUGAAAAGGAAUAUAUCAUUGAUGGUUAACACCUUGGCCAGUUGUUUGGAUUGUGACAUUGGUAAGUAAGCUAGUACACCGUGAACGAAAUCUAAAGGAGAGGAUAUAAUUC
Spathaspora passalidarum NRRL Y-27907 is the source of this 2552-nucleotide messenger RNA. Its product is annotated as anaphase promoting complex subunit 5. The record is from RefSeq and is a predicted model, not a curated record. Gene Ontology annotation, biological process: positive regulation of mitotic metaphase/anaphase transition; protein K11-linked ubiquitination; anaphase-promoting complex-dependent catabolic process. The transcript has a single exon. Gene Ontology annotation, cellular component: anaphase-promoting complex. NCBI's taxonomy places the organism in Eukaryota, Fungi, Ascomycota, Pichiomycetes, Serinales, Debaryomycetaceae. Bases 62 to 1756 code for a protein of 564 amino acids.